Messenger RNA from Lepus europaeus (European hare), 4091 nucleotides. It is a transcript of the gene RNF141, whose product is annotated as ring finger protein 141. NCBI's taxonomy places the organism in Eukaryota, Metazoa, Chordata, Mammalia, Lagomorpha, Leporidae. Gene Ontology annotation, molecular function: ubiquitin-protein transferase activity. The record is from RefSeq and is a predicted model, not a curated record. The transcript has 6 exons. Gene Ontology annotation, biological process: protein autoubiquitination. The coding region runs from base 135 to 827 and encodes 230 amino acids.
GUGCGACAGUCGCCGACCGAGCCGCCGGCGCCUGCGGGUCUGAGCGGCUGGCGCCGCCGGGAGCGCGAUGCCUUGAACUUGGGAAACUAUGUGAAGCAACACUCUUUCUGGAUUCUGAAAGACGUCAUUUCAUCAUGGGACAGCAAAUUUCAGAUCAAACCCAAUUGGUUAUUAGCAAGUUACCAGAAAAAGUAGCAAAGCACGUCACGCUGGUUCGAGAAAGUGGCUCAUUAACAUAUGAAGAAUUUCUUGGGAGAGUAGCUGAACUUAAUGAUGUAACUGCUAAAGUGGCUUCUGGCCAGGAGAAACAUCUUCUCUUUGAGGUACAACCUGGAUCUGAUUCCUCUGCCUUUUGGAAAGUGGUUGUACGGGUAGUGUGUACCAAGAUUAACAAAAGUAGUGGCAUUGUGGAAGCAUCGCGCAUCAUGAAUUUGUACCAGUUCCUUCAGCUUUAUAAAGACAUCACAAGUCAAGCAGCAGGUGUAUUGGCCCAAAGUGCCACUUCUGAAGAACCUGAGGAAAACGCAUCCUCUGUAACAUCUUGUCAGGCCAGUCUUUGGAUGGGAAGGGUGAAGCAGCUGACUGAUGAGGAGGAGUGCUGUAUCUGCAUGGAUGGCCGGGCUGACCUCAUCCUGCCUUGUGCACACAGCUUUUGUCAGAAGUGUAUUGAUAAAUGGAGUGACCGACACAGGAAUUGCCCUAUCUGUCGCCUGCAGAUGACUGGAGCAAAUGAGUCUUGGGUAGUAUCAGACGCACCUACUGAAGAUGACAUGGCUAACUACAUACUAAACAUGGCUGAUGAGGCCGGCCAGCCCCAUCGGCCAUGACCUGGGGAGAAGAUCUGCCGCUGCCGUUGUGGGCUACACCUGCUUUGGUCGUGGAGGAAGACUAUUGUGACACAGAUACAGCAAAAUACAUUUCCCCACCUUCUUAUUUUUGCUAUUCUCACAAUAUGUCCCAUGUUUUUUAUAAACGCUCCAUGUCUUCCAUUAUUCAAGCUAAAAUUUAUUACUGUUUUAGGCCCUAUUUCCCUAUUUAUUUGUUCUAAAGUGUAUUAGAACGAAUUGCUCUUGAAUCCUCUGCUAGCAAGUAAUAGCAGUAUUUCCAGGGGCUUUGAACACACUCUUUCAGGGCAAGAGUAUUCUGGAAUUUUUAGGUUUAAAAUAAACCUUGGAAUUAAAAUUUUUAUGAGAAAAUGUUAAAUAACAAAAUGGACCACAACAAAGUACGUGUUACUUAAAAUUUUAUCUUUCUGCUGGACUCUAAGGAGUACGUAUGCCCCCUUGUGGUUAAUUAUUACUUCACUCAUUUUUACUUGAAUGAUCUAUUCAGUUAACUCAUGGCUUCAGCAGUGUGUUUUGGAGCUACCUAUUUUCACUUCAAAAGGUGGUGAUGGUGGUUUUUGCCCUGUGGUGUGAACGGGGCGAGUACAGUCGAGCCGGGCAGGACUGCCUUGUAAGCUCCUCGCUGCUCUGGGAGUGUCCCUACAGCUGGGCCACCAUUCUCAGUGGCUUCUGAGGAUGCUCACACAUUGUGGAGUUUCACAAGGAAAUUUUCCCUCAUCACAAACAUUAAGUUUUACAUUCAAAGUCAUUCACAAUAUUGGUUUGUGGCACUUGUAUUUUCUCAAUUUGAAGGUGUGUUUGAGUUUUCCUAGUCCUCAAAUUUCAUAGAUUGAGAGGAGAAAAUAAGUGAGGCUUUUCUUUUACCAUAUACUAUAAAACACCUCUGAAAAUUACAAAUGUGGCUUUAUUACUGUUUCACUGUACUACUUUGAAAGUCUCUGAAAAAAAUAUAUAUCAUCUGCAGUAGCACAUCAACCAUUUUUAAAAAUUUUUGUCUAUUAAGUGAAAUUCUUAACAUCAGCGUUUAAGUAUAUAAUAAAACUAGGGACUGACAUCUCCUUUUAACUUUCCAUGUAACUUCCCUGACCUCCUGCUGAUAACUUACAAAUAUUAUUUUCCUAAAUACCCAGGGAUACAGUUUAAAUCACUGCUUAUGAGUUUUUAAAUGCUAGACUUUUAAUAGGUCUGCAAAUAAAACCCAUUUCAAAGAAAAAUAUCUGUAUAAAGGUAGCUUAGUUUUGCUCCCGAAAUAGUGAAGAUUAACCCAUAACAUUCAUGAUGAAGACCGCUAAGCACCAAAUGGUUAAGUGCUCACUAUGGAUAUUGAUGUCAUACCAACCUAACAAUGCACUUGUUGGCUGUGUGGAAGGUAAUUUGGAAACCUUGGGAGAGAGGAUCCUCUGAGACCUUUUCUAGCUCUAGGAUCUUCAGUUAUCAUUUGGAAAUAGACCUGCUGAGUUUAAUUCAGAUCACCUAACUUGAAAAUGCUCUUGAAAAUGCACAAAGUUCCUUUACAGGUUUUUGGAUCUUUCCAGAUACAGCAAAGGAUUUUAUCCCUCAGAAUCAUUCAUCUGUCAAGGAAUUGACAAGUGACUUGAUCUUGCCCGGCCUUCUUCACUUUACAAUAUGAACUCCAAGAUACUAACUGAUCUACUGUGAAAUAAAAGUGUUUUUCUUAGCCUUAUCAAAGAAAUGAGCACAGUUCUCUCUCACUCCAUUAAACUGGGUGGUAAUUCUUAGAUGUGAAUAUUGGGCAGGUUCUACUGUAAUAACUAAUGGUGAAAGUUGUAAAUUUGUUUCAUGGAUGAAAUGUGCACUCUUUGUAUUCUGUAAAGCUUUGUCUUUUUAAAAUCUGAAGUAUUUAAAUGCACUUACUAUGAUAGGAGAUAUAAUGUGUGCCUUCUAGGAUUUGUGAAAUAGUCUCAUGAAAUCUAAGGAAUUCGUUUUAUAGGUGAUAAAGUUUUUUUUCCUAACUCAAUAGUAAAGAGUUUACUUGUAGUAUAAUGCUGCAAAACUGUAGCUUGGGAAAAUGAGUUUGUUAUGUACUGAAUUUAGAGGUUGAGAAUAUUAGUUUGGUUUUAUUCUUAGGACAAACUGAUAAAUUGUGCAAUAACUAAUCUUUAGCAAGUAGAUUUUAGCUAAUUGAAGAUUUUUUUUCUUACCAUGUAAUUUCACAUUCUUACAUACUAAAUGUUUAUAAUCCUUAGAGGACUAUUUUAUAUUGUGCUCUGGGGAGUUGUGAUGUUUAUGUGUGCUAUGUAAAAUUCAUUUCAAAUUGUAUGUGAUUCCCUAUAUUUAAUAUCUAUUCAGAUAAUUAAGUUGCUUGAAAAUAUCUUUUGGUUCAGCAAUUUUUUAACAUCGGGAAAGUUGGGUUCAUUAAAAGGCAUUUCAAUUUGCAUUUUCAAUUUUUUUCUUAAGCUUACUUCAUCUAGGAAUUAGAAAACUACUUGGAGAUUAGAGAAAUCAGUUGAUCACCCACAUUUAUGAUGGCAAACCUGGUAAUAUAAGUAGCUAACAGCAGACUCUUGUUUUCAUGUCUUUUUACCCUAUUGGACAGUAAAAAUAGUCAGUAAAAUACUCCACCCCUGAGAAAUUUUACAAGGCAGAAAUCAAACUACCUAAGAUACAUCAGUGUGAUUAGAGAGGCAUCUUAGAACUGAGAAGAGGAAAGACAAAAGAGAAAGUUGGCAGUUUAUAGUUACAUUUACUGAUGCAUAUCAUCAUCAUACUAUGGGAAAAUAGGCAUUGUGGUAUCAAGACAGAAAAGCCUCCUCAGAGGUUUUGAUAAUCUUGCAGCUGUUUAUAUUCUAGUCUUGCUCUCGGUCAUCUUCCAAGUUACAAAUAAGACAUUUCUUUAGAGGUUGGAGGUGCAGAAAUUUUCUAGGAACUAUUUGUAUGAUUCGUGUUCUCUUACUGGAGUUAAAACAGAGUUCAGGUAGGGAGUAUUUAGGCAUACUGCCAACAUACCACCUUCCUUUGUGUCUGCAGACCCAGAGAGAAAGGAAUGCUCUUUCCACAACACAGCACUCAGGAGCACCUGAAGAGAGAAGAGGAUGUGCUUGAACCCUGCUUUGAGCCAAGGGAAAGGGCCCAAGGGGGCCUUGAGAACUGCCAACCCAGGAGCUGGGAUUAGCAUUCACAAGGGAAAGAGCAGUGAGGAACAGCAUUUCAAAGAUACAAGGUGAAGUUACACAUGAACUUGAUCCUUUAGGUAAGGGAUAUUAUCCCUUAGAAAAACCGUCCCUU